Molecule: messenger RNA, 5751 nt
Organism: Lepisosteus oculatus (spotted gar)
Lineage: Eukaryota; Metazoa; Chordata; Actinopteri; Semionotiformes; Lepisosteidae
Gene: prss12
Product: serine protease 12
Biological process (GO): proteolysis
Cellular component (GO): membrane
Molecular function (GO): serine-type endopeptidase activity
Source: RefSeq, a predicted model, not a curated record
GCUCUGUAUUAGCGUUUGGUAGAGGUUAGGGCUCUGAAUUAUAGACUGGAGUGUAAAAUUCUGACUGAGCCUCAGUUUUUUGUAUCAUCAAGCAAGAUAUUUCAUUCAGGUCUGUCCAGUGAAUUUAAAAGACAUUAUAUUUUAUUCUAACGUGGUAAGAUAUAUUGUACAGUAUAUAAAAAUGUAGUCUAAAUAACCACGUUUUAGACAAAUAGCCUGCUCUUUUGAGGUCGAUUCAUACAAAGGAGUUAUUAAAAUACCCACAUUCUGUAAAGUUUGGGUUGCUUGUUAGAACAGAACACGUCUGUAUACUCUACCAAACAAAGGAAGGCAAAGCAAAUAUCACAAUUGUAAGGAUGUGUUCUUGAGAUGUGAAUUUACAGCUAGUUGGAGUCGGGGGCGCUACUCAGCGAUUUUGUGGCAGUGGCUGGAGGAAGAAAAUGAAUUGUUGGCAGUGCAAGUCAGGAGCAGUCAGCGGAGAAGUUUUUCAGUGGACUGAUUUGGACCUAUUAUUUUUGCUAAAGAGAAAAUCAGACAUACAGAUCUGGGAAAAUUGAUUUUUCCGUCGUUAAAUGGACGUACAUGACAAGGACAUGGGGACAAGCUGACAAGCAAUAAAACUAUAAUUUGGUAAAUGGAUUGAUCACGGUUCAAGACUUAACAUGGGUUGCAUGCAGAUGCUGUAGAUAAUGCAGCUGGCACAACUGCUGAAGCUGAAAUGUGCGUCAGUGUUUUACUUACAGGGAUUUUUCUUUAAAUAUUUUACUCAAAUGAAAACGUAACCGGAACUGUACAUAUUUUGGAGGAAUGUAUAACGCAAAUUAAUUUUAUUUUAAAGGAAGUUUAUUAAAUAUAUUUAAUAAGUUAAACUUUAUAAGAAAACAUUUACCCAGACGAUUCAGCAAUGUUGCGAAUUGUUUUUAAGCACGUAAACAUACUUGUCUUCUUUUUGUUCUCCUGUUUCGUGUCCCGCAUGUCAUCUUAUUUUUAUUCAUUUUGAAAAAGUGCGAAGAAAGCUCCUUUCUCAAAGUGAAAAAAAAAAAACUUAGUUCUCGUCAGGAAUGAUCAAUAUGCGGGAGGCGUAUCGCUACGGGUUGUCUCUGGCACAUCUGAAUUGAUCUACUUGAGUUAUCUCCCGGUAUUUUGUUCCUUCGCGGAUUUGGAUACAGGACAUGUAAUGAUCCGAUGGACAGGUUUAUGAGAUCGUGCUGCUCACAGAUCCAAGGGCUUUAAUUGAUUGCAGUGGAGUGAUGAACACAGCCUUAAAAGCACCAUGAGCUGGUCAAGGUUUCUUGCAGUGAUUGCUUCAGUUUUUUUCACCAGAGUAUGCUGUUUUGGCUCUGAUGUCUCAUUCAUUCUACCCUUUACCGACUGCAUUCAGAGCAAAGGCAGAGCAGGUUACUACGACGGAUCGAUAGAUGUAACAGAGUCUGGUGUUAAGUGUAUGAACUGGAGCGAUAUCACCGGUUUCGAGGAGAGAUACCCUAGAAAAGGACUGGGUCGCCACAAUUUCUGCAGGAACCCCGAUGGCAGGAUCAGACCUUGGUGUUUUUUCAGGAACAAUAGAGGAAGAAUAGACUGGGGUUACUGCGACUGCAAACAAGGUUCAGUGAGGCUACAAGGUGGGAGAUCCAAGCUGGAUGGUACUGUUGAAGUAUACUUGAAUGGAGUCUGGGGAACAAUCUGCAGUAAUAACUGGAGGGAUGAGAAUGCAGCUGUAGUCUGUCGACAGCUGGGACAUGGGUAUAAGGGCAGGGCUAGACAGAGCCCCCUGUCCAGGCAGACCUUGUUGCCAGUACAUUGGCAUACAGUGCACUGUCAUGGGGAAGAAGAGGACCUGCUACAGUGCCAGAGGACAGUGUGGAAUGGGGGGGAGUGUGCUAACAGGCAAGUUGCUGCUGUCACAUGCACCCCACAGGAAGUGGCUGUGUUUGUUCCAGUUCGUCUGGUUGGUGGAGGCUCAGAAUAUGAAGGCAGAGUAGAAGUCUUUCAUUCUGGUCAGUGGGGCACAGUAUGUGAUGACCAGUGGGAUGAUGCAGAUGCUGAAGUGGUUUGCAGGCAAAUAGGCCUGGGGGGAACUGCCAAGGCAUGGAGCCAGGCCUAUUUUGGACAAGGGUCUGGUCAGGUGUGGCUUGAUGAGGUGCAGUGCACAGGGAAUGAGCUGUCUAUUGAGCAGUGCUUCAAGAGUCUGUGGGGAGAGCACAACUGUGAACACAAGGAGGACGCAGGGGUCUCAUGUACACCUCUCACAGAUGGCUCUUUACGUUUGGUGGGUGGACCAGGCAGUUUUGAGGGCCGCUUGGAAGUUUUCUAUAAGGGACAAUGGGGAACAGUGUGUGAUGAUGGCUGGACAGAAUCUAACAUUCAGGUGGUCUGCAGACAGCUGGGAUUUAGGUAUGAUGAAGCUGCCGUACAGUACCGCUAUGGAGCGGGCUCGGGACCGAUCUUCUUCGACGAUGUGAGCUGCUCUGGGAGGGAGUUGUCCCUGUCACUAUGCAGCAGAAGAGAGUGGAGGAAACACGACUGCACCCACCAAGAAGAUGUGUCUGUCACCUGCAGUCCUGAGCGCGGUUUCCAUGGCAUUCCAGAAAGUUUACCUAUCCGGUUGAUGGAUGGACAGAACAAGAAGGAAGGACGUGUGGAGAUCUACAUCCAUGGCCAGUGGGGGACAAUUUGUGAUGAUGGAUGGACUGACAGGGAUGCAGAUGUUGUCUGCAGGCAGCUAGGUUUCAUGGGUUUAGCUAAAGCUCGAACCAUGGCAUAUUUUGGGGAAGGCAAAGGACCUAUUCAUAUCGAUAAUGUGAAGUGCUCAGGGACCGAGAGAUCCCUUUCUGACUGUAUCAAGCAGCCGAUUGGGACACAUAACUGUCGACACAGUGAGGACGCAGGAGUGAUCUGUGACUAUGGUGAAGAUACAGAGAAGAUAAAAGGUGACCAUGGUGCUUCAGUUUGUGGCUUGCGAUUAGUGCACACCCGCCAGAAGAGGAUUAUUGGUGGAGAGAAUUCCUUAAGGGGGGGGUGGCCAUGGCAGGCUGCCAUUCGUCUUCGAAACUCACAAGGAGAAGGGAGGCUUGUGUGCGGAGCCACGCUCAUCAGCAGCUGCUGGGUUCUCACUUCAGCCCACUGCUUCAAGAGGUAUGGAAACAGCACAAAGACCUAUAAAGUCAGAGUGGGAGACUAUCAUACGCUGGUGCCAGAGGAGUAUGAAGCAGAAUAUGGGAUUGAGCAGAUUGUCCCUCACAACAAUUAUAGACCCAGCACCAAUGACUACGAUUUGGCUUUGGUGCAGCUGGUGGGGCACAGCGGGAAGUGCGUGUCAUUCAGCAGCCAUGUGCUGCCAGCUUGCUUGCCCCUGAGGAGAGAGAAGGUUCUCAAGGUGGCCUCAAACUGCUUUAUCACUGGAUGGGGGGAUACAGGAAGAACAUAUUCCAAAACCCUUCAGCAGGCGGCCAUUUCUGUGCUUCACAAGAGGUACUGCGAGGAACGCUACCUGAGCCAGUUCACAAGCAGGAUGCUCUGCGCUGGCAACACACAGGAAGACAAAUGGGUGGACAGUUGUCGAGGGGACAGUGGGGGACCUCUUGUAUGCGAAAGGCCUGGAGGAGCUUGGGUGGUGUAUGGUGUGACAUCCUGGGGGCAUGCCUGCAGGUUACAGGACUCACCUGGUGUCUACACUAAAGUAUCAGCCUUUCUGCCCUGGAUCAAACGAGUGACCAACCUCUGAAACACAUCCUAACGGCACCCAGGAAAGUGUCUACGUUACCACAACUCAGCUUACGGCACAUCGGAGAUAAAAAAAAAAUCUAAAGACAUUUACAGACAUUUUAGAGUUCUUGUGAUAUUCCUCUUCUUUGUAUAAAAUACAGAACCUCUUUGCUUUUAAGGGACCAAUAUAUUUAAAAUGAAAAAUCCAUAAAGUGAACCCACCACUCUCAUGUUCUUUCUUUAUACCUAAGAUGAAGUUAUGUAUUUUGUACGCAGAUUCUGCUUUGGCAAAAUUAAAAGAAAAAUUCUUACAUGUUAAUUAACAAAGGGUUUAAAGUGUGAAACAAGCUAUGUCAUCAAAAACGAAUACCUGGCUUCUUUCAAAAUAGUUAAAUGAGAUCAAUUGGCUCUAUUAGCUACCAGCUAUCAAUCAGUUAAUAGUUGAUAGCUAUGAAUGGAUGAAUGGUCCUCUAUUGUUUGUAACCAUUCUUACAUUCUUAUAGUAUAUUCUUUAAAGGCAAAUUAAUAAUGACACUUAGUAAGUAUUGCAUAAAAUAUGUAUCCAAGUUCCAGAUGACUGACACCUUAGUCAUUGUGAUGACACUGUAAUUUGAUUUGUUUGGUUUAUUUAUUGCUUUUCUUUCAGUAUUGUUUUAACUGUGAUGAUAUGGUGCUAUGAUGUUUUGUACAGUGUUAUGCUGCAUGCAGUGUAUUCAUGAAAUUCAGGUUUGUCUGUUAUUGCAUAUUCAGUGAUCCAGUCCAGUCAGAUAAAAUGAUCAUGCUCCUUUAUAAAAUCCUUAUAUUUGGGUUUUCUUCAAAUUGGAAAAGAAAGUACUAUUGCAGAUUAUGUCACAACCAAAUAUAUUAUUCCUGUGUUAACACAGGAUUACAAUUCAUGACAUAACUAUUUUAGAACACGUGUUCAUGUUUAUAGUUUCAUGAGAUUUGAAUGAUUUGCAUUAUUACUGUGAAAUUACUGACCUGGUAUUUAUUUUUAGGUUUCAUAGAGAAUCUGAAGCAAACUAAUGCACAUUUUUAACAUAUGACACUGAAGUGUCAACUGCACUACCACUUAAAGUAAUAUUACUGGGUAAACUGAAAAUGUUUUGACACAAUUCUUCAGUCUGUUCCGGUAUUUUUCACAAGCCUUACACAUAAAUAUGUAGUUUACUCUCUCUGCAUUGCACAAUAAAUAAAGCUAAAAGAAAAUCUGAUUGCUUAAUUUUAUGACAACUACCAAGUGUUAAGUACAAUACCAGGAGACAAAUAAAAAUGCCAUGCACAAUAGUGUAAUAACCUUGUGAUUUGUGAUAAUUUAACUCAAUAUUUCUGCUAUUGAGGAGAUUUUUUUUCAAGUGCAGUAAUCCACUUACCACUCACAGCCACUCACAGGCGGCACAGCCAGACAGAAAGGUUAUAUAUUUACUGUAAUUUUCACUGUGGCUGUGAAGUACAUUUAUUUUGGAGGAUAUCUAUUGCAGCUGCACUGUUAAGCACUUAAGGUUAAAUCCUGGUAGCAUUCAUGGGGUCAUUUUUAGUGCAUAAGACAAGAACUGCACACAAACCUUUUCACUAGUUUAAGCAUCCCUGGGAUGACAUAAUGAUAGCUAGCUAAAUCCAGUUUCUUGCAUUUUGUAACCACUUUAAAGGCAAAAAUAGAGCACAAUUAAUAUAUUUCUGUUUACACCCAGGGGAAAUCAUGUACUUUCAGUUCUCUUCUAUCUACAGAAGCCCGGAGAAAUGUCAUCCUAAUGAGUCUGUAGGCUCUAGCAUGGAUGUUUUUUUAUUUGAUUAAUUGAAAUGACUAAUGUCAUGUUCUGAACAUUUUUCUUGUAUGUUGUUAAAAUAGCAGCAUUUAAAAGAUCAAUAAUUUAGGGUAUAUCUUGAAAAACACUGAAGUGUGACAUUUUCUUAUUGGCUUUUAUUAGGAAUGGAAAUGUUUAACAAUGAUGUACUGUACACACAUAUGUUUUUCAUUAAAUCACAUCUGAAGGUUUUCUUAUUUCACAACUAAAUGAUAAUAAAACCCUUGCUUUCCACUUUUCA